UUAUUGUUGUUGUCUACAGGUUGUAAAGGAAAGAUGAAUUCCCUUCAGGUGAUUUCCCUCACUCUGCUGUCUGUACUGGCUGCUAACGCUCAGGUCAUCUCACCUGGAAGAUGCCCCAAGGCGGCUGUUCAGGAGAACUUUGACGCUGCCAGGUAUCUGGGUAAGUGGUAUGACAUCCAGAGACUGCCACACAGCUUCCAGAAGGGCGAGUGCUGCACCGCCACCUACAGCCUGAAGAGCCCUGGAGUUAUUGGAGUCAUGAACCAGGAGCUGCUUGCUGACGGGACCAUCAACAGCAUCAGUGGAUCUGCCUGGGCUAAGGAUGCCUCCGAACCCGCCAAGCUGCUUGUCUCAUUCUUUGAGUUCUCUCCCCCUGCCUCUUAUUGGGUGCUGUCCACCGAUUACGACAACUACUCUCUGGUGUACAGCUGCACUGACCUUGGCGUGGCGCACGUGGAGUUCGCCUGGAUCAUGAGCAGGCAGCCCACCCUGUCUGAGGAGACCCUUGAGGAUCUGCACAGCACUCUGAUGUCCAUCGGAGUUAAAGUGGAAAAGCUGCUGACCACCAACCAGGACCCUGCUCUCUGCAGCGCCAUGUAA
Molecule: messenger RNA, 600 nt
Organism: Labrus bergylta (ballan wrasse)
Lineage: Eukaryota; Metazoa; Chordata; Actinopteri; Labriformes; Labridae
Product: apolipoprotein D-like
Biological process (GO): lipid transport; response to reactive oxygen species; tissue regeneration
Cellular component (GO): cytoplasm
Molecular function (GO): lipid binding
Source: RefSeq, a predicted model, not a curated record